GGGGAGCCAAGCUUCAGUAGACUUGCUAACAUCAGUCGUGCAAUGGGAUGGCUGUUUGGCCAAAUCCUCCAAUAAUUCUGGUUGAGAUGGUCCAAUGGAGCACAGCAUUUCUCUAUGGAGGAUCUUCCAUCAGCAGUCAGCUUUCCCAGCCUCUUUUAACAGUAUGACAAUUCACCACUGACCACGGAUCAGUCUGAGCUAGCUGUUGAAGACCAUGGCUGACCGACAACCUAGAAGUUUUUCAUCCAAGGCUUCCAAGAGCCCACGGUUUAAGUCCUCUGGAUCCAGGCCUGGAGGACUACUGCCCACUCCUACAGUACACCAAACACGUGAGAAGGGGCCAUCUCUGCAUAAACUUAAAGAGAAUGUGUUGGAUAUGCUCUGCGAGAUUCCCGAAGGAGUGAACAUCGCCAAAUUCCUCAGCACCUACAAGCAUCACUAUGGUCAGCAGCUGAUCCUCUCAAACUAUGGCUUGCUUGGCUUUCAAGAUCUGAUCACUGCCUUGGGGGAUCAAGUACGUGUCGAGAGGAUUGGAGACCGAAAUGUCAUCAGAAUUGCGGCAGGAGUCGGUCAUCAUCAGCAAAAUCCCUUCUUUGAUCAAGACAUGGAGUCCGUUCGACAGGACAUCGUCGAGCUGGUCCGGGGACGGCCGGAGGGCGUCCCGGUGAAGAAGCUGGCCGUGUCCUACAACCAGAAGUACAGACGGAACUUGACCCUCAGCGCGCUCGGGUUCUCCAGCAUAGCCAAGCUCUUGGACUCCAUCGCCGAGCUGGCGGUGCAGGACGACGUGGUGUUCCACCGCUCGCACCGGAUGCAACCGCACACGGCUCCUCCUCCUCCUCCUCCGCUGGCGACUCCUACGCCUCCCGCGCCGAUGACCCCUCCGCUGCCCAGGACUCCUGCAGCAGCUCCUGCCGUUGCCGCCGCCGCCGCUGCUCUACCCGUUCAAGACCCGCAGCCGGCGAUGCGCAUGGCUCUCCCGACGUUCGGCGCCGCCCCGAUGCCCGCCGCCAGAGGCGAACUGACCCAGGACCAGCUGCUGGCGAAGGUCCAGGAGGUGGUGAGGCACUACCCGGUGGCGGGCACGUCCAUCGUCCAGCUCCAGAACAGCUACUUCCUCCAUUUCGGCACGGCGCUGCCCAUGGAACUCUAUCUGCCUCUGUACCACCGCCUGACUCAAGCGCAGCUGAUGCCAGCAGCAGCAGCAGCCGCCGCAAAGCCAAUGGAGGCCAAUGGGGGAGCAGAACCCUUGAGCUCUUUAGGGACACUAGAGGGCAGCAGGAGGGAUAGCCCCGUGGCUUGGGCGGCUCCGAGCUCCGUGAGCCGGGUGAUGGACACGCCGUCGCCCCUCAGGACGGCCUCCCCGCUGGUCCAGCAGCCCCAGGAGGCCUCUCUGCCGGACAGCCUGGCCAGCGGCGACUUCCCCCCGCUGGGGGCGGCGGCGGCGGCGAAACCGUCCAAGGCCGAGGAGCGGCGUCUGCAGGCGGCGGCCAUCCGGGACAUCCGGGACCGGGACAGCUCCGUGUCGUUCCGCGAGGACUACCACGCCCAGCUGAGGGAGCGGCACGCCGCCAACGUCCGCGCCGCCGAGGCCCUAGAGGCGUUUGAGGCCGGUGGCGGCGGCGGCGGCAGCCGGGAGCGUCGCUCGAGGAAGAACAUGAGCCCCACCGAGGUGGACAGCCUGGCCGAGGACGUCAUCAGGUCUCUGGCCACCAGAGGAGAGCUGGUCACUGUGGAGAGGGUCGUGAGUCAGGUGUGUGAGUACCUGCAGAUCCCCAGCCUGCAAUCCAUAAGGAUUUAUCAUCGGGACUUACCUGCCGUGAACGGCCUGCUGCGUGCCAUCAAAGAGGUCAACAUGUUCAUUGAGGCCAUGAACGCGGUGUCUGCCGUGUGCACGCUGUACGAGCUCGGCCAGGCCUUGGCCGGACUGCAGAACAAGAAGCGCUUCGAGGAGCUCCAUCUCGGCCCCCUGUGCAAGAACCCGCUCGUCCACCGGAUGUUCAAGGUGGACGCCAACACCAAGGACGAGGACAUACAGCCCAUCGAGACGGUGGACAUUUUGAGGAGUCUCCAAGCCUACAGGAAAAAAUCCAAAGGCGUCAAGGUGGACCUUGCAGAGUUCAUGAAGCAUCUUGCUGACCAGUACAACUGUGACAGUCCUUAUGAGCUGGGCAUUCGCAUCCAGGGCCUUGGGCUGCCCAUUUCGACGCUGCAGCGGGCGACCCUGACCAUGCACGCCUUCAUGGACUCGGCCAGAGACCGCGUCCAGGUGGAGCUGGAGCAGGAGGUCCAGGAGAAGCUGUGGAAGAUCAAGAAGAGCGUGAUGGAGCCGGCCGACGGACCACUGACCUUCACCCCCGCGUCCAGCAGCCGCGAGCUGAGGAAGAGGUACGUCGCCAUGACCGCAGCCGACGCCGUCAUGGAGGUCUUCAUCAACUCGGACGGCAUCUUCAACGGCACCAUGACUAAGCGUGUGCAGGCCUUUCUGGCGUACGUGAAGGAGGACCGUCUGGCCAGGAACCUGUUCCAGCUGGCCAUCUGCUGCGGCUCUCUGGAGCUCCCUAAUGACCUGCCCGCCGGCGAGAGGACCCCGCAGAACGACAAGAGGAAGAAGAAGAAGAAGAAAGAGGAGGAGGAGGAGGAUGACAGCAUCUCUGUCAUGGCUGCCUCUGAAACCUCGGUGCUGCAGCUGUUCCAGGAGCGCGUGUCCAGGCUGUGUGGCGCGCUCACGCUCGGCUACCUGUGCGACCUGGAGAAGAAGAUGGCCGAGCACUUCAAGGUCAAAGCCUUCCCGGGCCUCGCGCAGGGCAGCUUCCUGGAGUUCCUGGUCAAGAACUCAGAGUCCCUGCAGCAGGCAGUAGGGGGCUCCAUCCUCAUUGGUAGCGCCAGCUCCGGCGUGUGCGGCUUCAGACCCAGCCAGCAGGACGUGUUUGAGUUCAUCAGCCAGUGCGGCGACAUAGACCCGGCCAGACUGAAGUUCAUCGAGGCGUCUCUGAGGAGUCAUUACGGCCUGCGGGACAGCAGGGAGCUGGGCUACGGCCCGCUGACCACCCUCCUGAACAUCGUCCAGCGCCAGAGAAGCCUGGGCGGCCCGGUGGCCCCCAGUGUCGUGCGAUACGAGGCCCCACUGAUGCCCAAAGUGACCGGGGAGCGUGCGGUGGGGGAGUCGGUGGGGGUGCUGGGGGACGUGCGGCGGGAGCAGGCCGUGUCCUGCCUGCGCUCGGCCCCUCUGCUGGAGGACCUGGAGCAGUGGAGCCUCUGGGAGCCCGUGUUCCUGCCCAGCCUCGGCCCCCUCAAGGAGUUCAUCGAGAGGCACUGCGCCCAAACUGACCUGAUGGCCCUAGAGGUGAAGCCAGGCGUGUUGCUACGGGUGACCAGAGCCACAGGCGACAGGCUCUUCGCAGACGCCGUGCAGGCCCUGGACGCUGUGGGAACAGCCGGCCACCUGGUGUCCAUCGUGGUGGCUGAUGGGAUACUGAACGCCCCCACCGCCCUCCUGGCCAAUCACAUGGAGAGCUCGCUGGCUGCAGCUGUGGCGAGGGAAGACUCCGCUCAGUUGGAAGAUGGUCAGUCUUACAGCACAGUGUCCCAGUUUGUUCUCGAGUGUCUGGUCCGAAUCCCCACACGAAUCUGCACAGCCCUACUGCAACAGAUCUUCCUGGAGCCCCUCUCUAAGGUGCUGGGCCAGUCCAUGUCCAAAACCGUCCUCCUGGAGCGCGCCCGGUCCGAGCCACGCUACCUCAACCGUCUCCACCAGAUGGGCGUCCUCCUGGGCAUCACCGAGUGGGCCCGGGACUACCAGUCCAAACUGGAGCCACCCAAAGCCCCAGACACCUUCUCCCACCAACAGCAGUCUGUGGUGUCCAAUGGGCUGAGUGCUGGAGUGUCUGAAGACGGCCUGUCUGAUGGGGAUGACCCAACAGAGGAAUCCUCCGCCGCUGAACUCAAUGGCAUUGACCGCUCAGACUCCACCAGCGACAGCGAUAAAAACGACAGCGACGAGGAACUGGUGUCCGAUCAGUCCAGCGACCUGAGCCCCCCCGAGGAGACAGAGGAGACCCCCGCCGAACUGACGGCAGGUCAGCUUGCCGAAACGGCAUCAUCAUCGGCGGCGGCGUCCGAAGCGGAGGAGCCAGACGAGCAGCUGGAGCCGUCUAGACUGAGCCUGCAAAGGGCCGUCGUCGAGGACAUCAGGCGGAGUGAUUUCGGGGUGGGCGUGGAGCUGAACGAGGAGGGCCAGCGGCUGAUGCAGGUGCACCAGGAGCGUCUGGGCCGGAGCCUGCAGCGCCUCUCCACCGAGCUCUACAGCAAAGACACACACUUCGUCCUGGAGCUCAUUCAGAAUGCCGAUGACAACAGCUACCCCUCAGCCCAAGAUGCCCAGCCGUCGCUGGCGUUCGUCCUGGACAAGGACUGCAUCACCAUCCUGAACAACGAGUGCGGCUUCCAGGAGAAGAACGUGCGGGCCAUCUGCGACGUGGGCCAAAGCACCAAGGGCAAACACACCUACGGAUACAUAGGGCAGAAGGGGAUCGGGUUCAAGUCGGUGUUCAAAGUGACGGACUGCCCCGAGAUCCACUCCAACGACUUCCACGUCCGCUUCGACAAGAACAGCGGCCCCAUGGGAUACAUCCUGCCACACUGGGUGGACGAGGAGCGCCCGGUGACGGCGAACGCCCCCGAGAUCUGUCACAAGAGCUGGACCACCAAGAUCCUGCUCCCUCUGCGCUCCGAGAGCCUCCAGACCAGGAACCUGUUCCGUGACGUGCACCCCUCUCUCCUGCUCUUCCUCCAUCGCCUGCGCUCCAUCACCAUCUUCAACCAGACGGACGGGCGUCUGGUGACGAUGAGUCGGCAGGACCUGAGUCACAACAUCCUGGAGGUGCGGCACACGGGCGGCCUGGAGCGCUGGCUCGUCGUCAAGAGCAUGCUCCACCCCAAGAAGAUUAAGGAGGAGGUGGAGUCCACGGAGCUGGCCAUGGCCUUCUGCCUGAGUGACGGCCCGUCCUCUUCCUCCUCGUCCUCCUCGACCGACGCCCCCCUGCAGCCGCGCCAGCAGAACGUCUUCGCCUUCCUGCCGCUGCGCAGCUUCGGCUUCCGCUUCAUCAUCCAAGGGGACUUUGACAUCCCGUCGUCUCGGGAGGACGUGGACCGUGACAGCUCCUGGAACCAGUGGCUGCGCUCCAACCUGCCACAGCUCUUCAUGGAGGCCAUGGACGUCUUCAGCAAACACCCAGAAUUCACCGGGCUGAAAGGACUCUGCUACUUCCUGCAGUUCGUUCCACUUCCUGACGAGAUCCAAGACUUCUUUAAACCGGUGGCCAAUCAGAUUCUCCAGCUCCUCAAAGGCCGAGCGUGCCUUCCUGCCAAAGAGGACCGAGAUGGCACGGUGGCGUUGAAGCAGCCGUCGGAGCUGGCCGUGUGCCCGGACCCCGUGGUCCAGGAGGUGGUGGGCGCGGCGGAGCUGGAGAGGCACCUGCGCCUGGCCUACCUGCACCCGCUGCUGCAGGCGCAGCUGCCCGCCGCCCUGCUGGCCACGCUGGGCGUGCGCCGCCUCCGGGGCGCCGACGUGGCCGCCGUCACCUGCGCCAUGGCCCGCGAGCUCGUCCACAACGCCGCGCCUCUCUCAGACGCCCACAUGAAGACUCUGGCCCGGCUGCUGCAGUGUAACUUCCGUGCCCAGGAGCAGGAGUACGGGGAGGCCCACGCCUCGCUGCAGGGGCUCAAGGACCUUCCCAUGAUCCCGCUGGCCGACGGGCGGCUGGUGACCCUGAGCGCUGGAGGCGUCUUCUUCCCCAUCAACGAGGCGGGGGAAACCCAGAAAGGUGGUCUGGAGGCUCUGUACCGUGACCUGUGUACGGUGGCUCCCGCUCUGCUGAGCAGUCUGGACGCGCUGGGGAACUCUCAGGUGCGCGAGCUGCUCCAGCGCCUCGGCGUCCACGAGCUGGAGCCCCAGCAGGUGCUCCGCCAGCACAUCUACCCCGCGCUCAGCUCCCACACCUGGAAGUCGAAGCCUCAGGACGUGCUGGUCAGCUACCUGCUGUUCAUCAAGCAGCACGUGCGCGAGCAGGACUACGGCAGCUUGAACGUGGCCGUCCCCGUGCUCACCAACCGGGGCCUGCUGUGCCCGGCCGUCAGCAGAGUGCACUUCUCCAAAGACUACAGCAACAUCGACCUGCCCACCAAACUGCCCGGUGUGGACUGGGUGAUGGUGGACCCCUGCUACCUGCGGGCGGACCGUGACGUGGUGGGCUGGCGCGAGCUCUUCGUGGCCCUGGGCGUGCGCGACCUGCUCAUCUUCAGGAAGGAGCGCCGCACCCUCAGCGCCCAACAGCUGGCCUGUAGUCCGUGGGCGGAGGAGGCCGGUCGCUGGCCGAAGCCUGCGGGCGGUGGCGGCGGCGGCGUGUACGUGCUGGAGGACUACCAGUGCGAGGAGUUCCAGGGCCUGGCCACCACCGAGGAGCUGCCCGCGCAGGCCAAGCUGGAGCAGAGGAGAGCGCUGCUAGGCCUGCUGGAGCAGAACUGGGACACUGGAGAGAAGUACUCCCAGUACCUGAGAGCUCAGGUUGUGGACGGCGAUGGUCGUCCACUGCGCGACACCCACUCCUCCUUCAUGAUAGCCCUCACGCGCCUGCCCUGGGUGCCCACCUUCCGCAUCGGGCAGGACGACCAGCCCACUGCCCCCAGCUACCACUGCCCCGGCUCCGUCUACCUCUACUCCCAGGACGUGCACAGCGUGUUGGGGGCACACGUGGACUACGUGCAUAUGGCCCCCAGCGAGUUCUCCAGAGGCACCGGCAUGAAGCACACGGUGUCUGUGGACGAGGUGAUCGAGUACCUGAAGAGGUGGAGCACACAGGCCUCCGCAGACGCCGCGCCGGCCGAGGGAGCGGACGAGGAGCCGCCGAGCUUCACCACCACCGUCCAGCACAUCAGCAACGUCUACGGCUACCUGCAGACCAACUGCCCCCCGGGCCAGCUCAAGGAGCUCUUCCAGCACACGCCUGCUGUGUUCGUCAAGUACGAGAGCAUGAAGAACAACUGGUGCUCCGGCAAGUUUUACCACCUGAAAGACGUCUGUUGGAAUGACCCUACCGAAAUGUUCCUACGAUACAAGCCGCUUGUCUCUCGUGCCACCAAUGGUCUUCAAGAACCUAAAGUUCUGGCACCGUUCUAUAGCAGCCUUACGGGCAUGAAAGAUCUGUUCCUAGGGUUGGGUGUUGAGCGCAACCCUUCCAUGAAGCAGUACGUGGAUCUCCUGGAGCUGGUGUGCGAGUCCGAGUCUCAGGCCACUGGCCAGAUCCUGCAGGACGUGUCCAUCAUCUACGCCAAGCUGGCGGAGAAGUGUAUAGUGCCGUACGGUGGAGAUCAGGACGCCGCGAUUCCGCUCAAUCCGAGCUACUGCUCCUCCCUCCGAGAGAUGCUGUCGGGCCAGAGAGUGUUCCCCUCUAAGAGGAGCGGCUGGGUGUCGCUGGGCCAGAGGCCCAUGAUUCCCGAUGACAAACACCUGGAGAAGAUCUUCCAGUCUCACCCCGAAGUGUGUCUGCUCAACCUGCCCCCUGCCCAGAAGAAGGUCCUCAGUCGACCCAAACCCGGAACCGCAACCGCCAAGCCGCAGCGCAGCGAACCCACGUUCACCGAGGAGCAGCGCAGCCUCUUCCUGGACAUCUGCGGCGUGCCGCGGCUCUCGGACAGCGUCAGCACCGAGCCCCAGACGGUCAGCUACCGCCCGUCGCCGACGCUGCAGGCGCUGGUGCGCGAGGCCGUGCCGUACGUGCAGCGCUUCCUCUGCUCCCACGAGGAGUUCGCCGAGCUCUACGCCGAGCUGCAGGAGGGCGGCAUCGCCCAGCAGAUCAAAUCGCUCACCUUUGGCCAGGUGGGCGAGUUGUACAUUCAUUACCACUUGAAAGUGCCCGACGGAGAGGCGGUGUACGAGAAGGAGGACGUCAUCUGCCUCCUGAAGGACAAGAAGGAGCUGUACAUCCAGAAGGACUACCUCAAGUCCAAGUUGGACAUUUGCAGAGAGCUGGUGAAGCUGUUCAGUCCAGAGGCGAGCCAGGCCGACAAGCUGCUGACCUUCCUGGAGAGCCUGAUGAGCUCCAUACACGACCAAGGCGCUUUGAAGAGGUUCCUGGACAUCAAGGGCAUUAAAGAACUUCCCACUGAGGAGGAACCAUGGGAGGUUCCCAUGCCCAUAGACACGAGGCCCGAACCCUCAGCCCAAGCGCCUCGGCCAGUCAGCCGCCAGGAGGAGGAGAGGAAGACUCCGGCGGGCGAAGAGGACGGCCUCGUCUGCUGGCCGCCCAAGUCGGGCCUCUCCGACGGCCGAGGAGCCGCCGGACGACCCAGAGGCACAGAUGCUGCAGUGGAGGCGGUGAUGAAGAUGUGGCCCCCACCCAACGCCCCCAGCUCCGCGGCCGAGUACACGGGCACACUGCCCCCCAUGACCGAGAGGAGCCCCAGGGGGGGCCCACCGUCUGGGGACCCCCCCCAGUCCCCCCAGUCCCCCCUGCCUGAGGGAUCUUCACUCCCCACCGGCACCAGGUUCUCUGGCAGCCACACUCAAGGCCCCGGUAAGGCUUUCGCCCGUGAAGCUGGAGGUUCGCGUUUCCCUGCAGGAGUGGAGGGUAGAGGUUGUUCAAGUGGAUUAUUGUGACUAAUCUAUUAAAAAAUGCUGACAUUUUUGAUAACUGGGUACUUUCACGAUCAGGGUAAAGCACCACAUACAUGCCUGUCUACAGUACCUCAAUUAUGUUGGAUGUAUGUUAUUAAUAAUUACAC
Molecule: messenger RNA, 8781 nt
Organism: Sardina pilchardus (European sardine)
Lineage: Eukaryota; Metazoa; Chordata; Actinopteri; Clupeiformes; Clupeidae
Exons: 45
Coding region: 215-8656 (2813 amino acids)
Source: RefSeq, a predicted model, not a curated record